Cataglyphis hispanica is the source of this 1730-nucleotide messenger RNA. Its product is annotated as golgin subfamily A member 4-like. NCBI's taxonomy places the organism in Eukaryota, Metazoa, Arthropoda, Insecta, Hymenoptera, Formicidae. The transcript is spliced from 9 exons. Gene Ontology annotation, cellular component: Ndc80 complex; kinetochore. The record is from RefSeq and is a predicted model, not a curated record. The coding region runs from base 352 to 1614 and encodes 420 amino acids.
GUCGGGAAGACGCUAGGAAUGCUUCGAAGCAUUACAUUAACCAAUCAGAAUAAAGAAAUCUUUGCUCUUUUUGUCCUGAUUGCUCAAUCAAAUGCUUCGAAGCAUUUCUAGCAUCUUCCCGACCGCAGCCAUAAUCGAUGACAGAAAAGUACUAGAUUCAAACAGAUUCAAAUAUUUUACAGAGUGUUAUCGUUACAGAACAAGUCAUCACAAUCAUCACAAUAUUGUUUGUGUGUAAAAAGUACGGAAGAAAUUCCAUACUUCUAAGAGAAUACUAAAUGUAAUAACGUGUAUUGAAAAGCUAAAACUAUUUUUAAAAUAUAUAAAGUAAUUAAUGUAUAAUCAAUCAUCAUGGAUCAACAUUUGUCUAUCAAUAAGAUCCAUGAUAUUUUAUUGGAUGCUGCAUUACCAUCAACUAUUGAAGAUCUCAAAAAUCCGACAGAAGAUUAUAUUGUGAAUUUGUUAACGACAUUCUUAUCACGAUUUUCUAUUGAUGUGAACUUAAUUAAUCAACCAAUUCCAGACCAACAUAUUGUUAUGUCAUACUACGAGGAUUCUGAUAUAAUCAAUCUGAUAAAUUUACACACAGUUUUGACGCAAAUAUUUGAUCAGAUAUUUCUACAUGAUUUUUGUUUUACUGAUAUCACUAAUCCUGGACAAAAACGACUCAAAAAACAUGCAAAACUUCUUUCUAAUUUUGUAUUGUAUACAAUGCACAAGAAACCAGAAUUUAAUGAUAAGAAUGAUCAAAUUGAAGCUACAUUAAGGCUUUUAGAAGACUUAAAAGAAAGGAAUGCUCAAGUUAUAGAACUGAUUAAUAACAAAGCUAAGCAUAAAACAAGUCAAUCAUCUAUGAUAAAAAAAUUGGAUAGUGAUAUACAACAUAUACUAUCACAAACAGAAAAAAUUAAUAAAAAGGUAUUGGAUCUUGAAGCAUUGAAAAAUGAAGCAGAAAAAGAAAAUCAAAUUGCCAAGGAACAAUAUGGUUCUGUUAAAACAGCAAUGGGAAAACUGUCCAAGGAAAUAGCUGAAUUACAGUCGGAAGUUGUAUAUUCACCAGAAGAACAUCAAUCUUCUUUAGAUGAACUCAAGAAACAAAAAAAAUUAAAAUUAGAAGAACGUGACAUGAUACAGGAAGCCAUUCAGGAAAAAAAACAAUCCAUAAAACAAAUAGGAGAAAAAUUAAGUUUUGUCCCGAAAAUGAAUGAAAUAUUUUCUACUUUGACAGAUGUAGAGAAAGAAUUGAUAAACAAGAAAACAAAAUUAAAUAAUAUUCCAAAACAAAUUGAGUCAUUGAAUAAUAUAUUAAAAGAAAGACAGAAUAAAUUAGCAAUGCAUAAAGAUCAAAUGGUUAUAGAAAAGAGCAAAUUACAAUUACAACAUGAAGAAGAUAUUGCUCCGUUGCUCAAUUUGUAUAAUCAACUAUUGAGUGAGAAAAAGGAACAGAAAGCCAAAUUUGAUACAAACCAAGCCUACUUCAAUGAGAAAUGCUUGAAAAAGAAUAAGUUACAAGCAGACAUUAAGAAAAAAGAGGAAAAUAUUUCAGUUCUUAUCCACAAUUGGAACAAAAUUUAUGAUAAUGAAAUUACUAAUGAACUUGAAGCUUGGACGUAAUAAUAGGAAACACUUAAAAAAGAAAUACUAUAUAUUUAAUAAGUAGAAUUAAAUAUAAUUAAAUAUAUUAACAAUAAAAAUUUAAGAAUAAAUAGAUACUUUAGAUGAUAUUUUAU